AAAUACACCAACUGACUAUACUAGCCAGCUAUUUGAAUCGUCACCUAUUUAAGACGCCAGCUUAUUUAUGUAUAAUGAAUCUUAAAUAAUCCUAAAAAGAGUUAUCGUCGUUUAGAUAUCGUAUGAUUCUGCCUAUCGUAGAUUGUUUCUAAUUUUAUAUUAGCGGGAUGUUUUAUAUACUAUAAAUACGCCUUAUGGCGUACCUGUCUUACGGUAGCUGAGUGGUUAAGCACAUCGCCACCUGUUGUAUUUUAUAUAAAAUACGCUAUGAUGGUGUCAGCGUAAAUAGGCUAACUAAUGCACCAAUGUUAUCCUCAAGUCAUUAUCAUCAUAGCGUAUUUUAUACUUUUGUAUUUUAUUUUAUUUUAUUUUAGCAGUCAGCUUUCAGGCUUCCGACUGUGCUCUAUUUGCAGAGAAUCUUUGAAAGUCCUUCCGUACAGUGGAAACAAACUGUAGCUUCACGGUUGUCAAGCGGAACAGCAUAGAAGUCAUUUUGUGAGAACAUAACUGUCUUUGUUAUGUAGUGAACACAGCAGCACAGAAUGACUUCCAGGAAAACGUAACGUCAAUGACCGGACACAGCGACCGACGGAAAACGGGACGACAGACUGCAAAGCUUCUCUGACACAAAGCAGCAGCAGAACAAAAGGAUGAGUUCACUGUACAGACCUCUAAACCAGCUGCUCACAGUGUGGAGGUGGAAGAGGAUGGUGGGGGUUACUCUCCACCCAGCCACUGCUACUACUCAGAGCAGCACCUUCUGCUCCACCACCUCAGAACCCAGAACAGUGAAAAGCUCUGUUCACUGUGAACACACAGAAUUAGAUCCUAUAGAGAUCCACAAGAGGAAGCUCCUCUUGUGGUUCAGUCACCUUCCCCAGGAGGAGAAACAGUUUGGUGGCUACUUCAGCCCAGAGACCAUGCAUGUGGAUCCACUGAUCCUGGAAAGGAAGGCAGAGGAGGCUACAGGUCUCCUCAGCUCCCCUCUCCAAACCAGCUCCCCUUCUAAUGCCUCUGUGACUGUGGAACAACUGUUUGAGCCCAGUGAUACCUGGAGUGACGGUCGGGGGCUUAAUGUGUUGCUGUAUGGGGCUGUUGGAACAGGGAAAAGUACAGUGGUCCGAAAGCUGGUGCUGGAUUGGUGCGCUGGAACCACCCUGACCCACUUCAAGCUGCUGAUACCUUUCUCCUGUGAGGACCUCGGCCAAUUGUCAAAGGUGUCUUCUUUAAGGGACCUUGUGAGUAGGAAGUAUCUCUACCUCAGAAAACACCCCUUGCUGAGUGGGGAGGGAAACCAGGCCAAGGAUGUGUUAUUCCUCUUCAAUGGGAUGGAGAAAAUGAAGCUCGACUUCCGGAUUGGAGCCACAGAGCUUUGCAGUGAUCCUAAUGAGCCGCUACCUCCAGGGGCAGUCAUGGUGAACCUGCUGAGGAAGUACCUCCUGCCUGAGUCCAGCAUCUUGGUUACCACCAGACUGUCUGCCUUGGACCGUAUCCCUCAGAAGUAUGUGAGUCGCUUUGCACAGAUUUGUGGCUUUAAUGACCCAGACCGCCAGCGGGCUUACUUCACUGGCCGCCUACUGCAGCAGAGUGGGGACACUGCACGUAACCAUGAGGCCCAGGCUCUUAUAGAGCUGCUCUACCUAAACCUCCAGAGAGAAAGCCAGCUGGCUGCAGCCUGCUUCUUCCCCUCAUACUGCUGGCUCACUUGUGCUACCUUACACUUCCUCCAUUUUACAGACGCAAAGGCUCCCAUUCGCACACUGACUGGGAUAUACACCAGUUUCCUCAGGCUUAACUUUGGGGGUGAGGUGCUGAGCACAGGAACAGGGACAAAUGUGCCCAUUCAGGAGCACCACACUUCUCUGAUGUUAUAUGUAGUCCGUACAGUUGGUAAACUUGCGUUUGAAGGAGUGACAUACAGACGCACAUCGUUCUCAGAAAAGGAACUGGAGCAGUGGAUAGGGGGAAAGACCAAAACAGAUGAGGAGCUACGUCAGCUUGCUAUGUUCCGGACUGAUGUGCUAGACUUCUUCUUGGCUCCCUGUGUAGAAAGUAGUAAGCAUUUUCCAGAAGAACCAAGUGAGAAUGAUGAGAGGCGGUAUGUGUUUGCCGUGCCAGCCAUGCAGGAGUACCUGGCAGCUCUCUAUGUGGUUCUAGGAGAGAACAAAUCGGCACUCCAGAAGCUGACGAAGCAGGUGUCUGUGGCCAUUGGUCAGGCGAGUGAGGAUGUUAAUGCCCUCGUCAGCAUCCUGUCUAAGUUCAUCCCCCUCCGAAUCUUUGCUGUAUUUAACCUCCUCAAGCUUUUUCCAAAGCUCUAUGAGAAAAUCACCAGUCACAACAAAGGCAGCAUUGCCAGGACCAUGGCAGCUGAGUUAUUCCGCACUGAGGACAGCUACAACGAGGAUGUCCUGGAUCAGGUGGAGCAAAGCCUCCUAGGAGUGCAUGGUCCACAGCCAGAACAGUCCAGUGAAGGCCAGCCUUUUGAGCUCUACCCUAUCUUCAUGGGUGGGCUGUUGCAUUAUGGUAACCGUGUCCUUCUCCAGCAACUUGGCUGCAGCAUUCAGAGCACCACUGUGGCCCAAAUCACAAGUGCCCUCAGGAAGUACCUUGUCAGAGAGCUCAGCAAGCCACAGCCACCAGAGGAGCUGAUGGAUCUGCUGGUCCUUCUGUAUGAAUUUCAGAACCCCCGACUGACUGCUGAGGUUCUGGCUUCAAUGAGAAGCAUCUGCCUUACAAACAUUCGUAUGACGUCAUUAAAAUGUUUUGUACUGAGUUCCGUGCUCUCAUGUGCCCCUGCAAGUUAUCGUCUUGAAGUGCUGGACCUGUCCUCCUGUCUCCUGACUCAUGACAUGCUUCAGAUGCUUUGGCCUGCCUUCAGACACACACAUAACCUCAAUCUACAGUUUAACAGCCUGGGUCCUGAGUCCUGCAUCCUCCUGAGAGAUCUGCUACUAGACCCCAAGAGUUCUAUUAGAUCUCUACAACUGUGUGACAACCCUCUGCUGGAGUCUGGAGUCUGCAUCCUGCUGGAGGCACUGCCAGAGAAUCAGUCCCUGACACACCUCUCCCUGAUGCACACUGGGCUGGGGGACCAGGGUGCCCUGGAGCUCGCUCAGAGGCUUCAGCAGCACACACUUCAGGAGCUCAAUGUAGCCUAUAACAACAUCGGAGACAAUGCUGCUCUAGCUCUGGUGGACGCCUGCAGAGAGCACCCUAGCAUUCAUACUGUGCACCUGUAUUUGAACCCUCUCAGUGAUGUCGGGAAGCAGUCCCUGUAUGUCCGAGGUGUUCCCAAGAGCCAGAACGCCAGUGGCCGGCGGGUCAGAGUCCUGGCUUCAGUCACUGAAGGCUCAGAUAUCUCACAGGACUGGCACCCUAUCCUCAGCGUGAUACGAAAGAAUGCCUCCUCCUGGGACCGCGAACGUGUCAAGCAGGAGCUUAAGGUUUUCCUCAGGGAUCUGGAGUGGGGGCGUCAGCAGCAGAAGAGCCUCUUGAAAAGGCUGCACUUCCACAGGGUAGAGAAGGGAGUCCAGCAGACUCUGAAGAAGCUGGAGAUGGACACUUUGUCUCCACCCACAGAAUACACCAAAUAAGCAUUAAAAAGAAGAAGUGAAAUUUAUUAAACGUUCAGCAGCACACCAAGGUUCAGUCAGUGUGUCCAUGAGAUAGAGCUUCAUUACUAUAAAAGAGAUAUUUAAAAACCUCAAAAGAGAUCUUCCCAAACUAAAGAGCCACAUACAAUAGUUGUAGUUCAGUCAGGACAAUUUGCUGCACAUCACUCCCCUCUCUCUAUGGCUUUCCUGCUUCAGCUUUCAACUGUCAAAUAAAAGUAGUACAUAGUGUCAUAUUUGAUUAUAGUUACAUGUCACUCUUUCUGUUUAAUUUUCUGCAGCAGUUUAGCAUUGCAUUCUUUAAAUUGGGAGACUGACUGAUUAAAGUGUUCAAACUGAACCUGCGAUUUGCGUGAAUUUAAAGUCUCUGUAGACUGCUGGCUAUGGCCAGUCCACUGAAUGGACUGAUUUUGUUAUUUUUGAUGUUGACAUGACCUCAGAGGGCAACACGCUAACUGCCCAGGAACAUCCUGCACCCAGAACACACUCAAAUCUCAAAUACAACACAUGUAUCUGAAACGGUGUCAGCAGACAAACAGUGUGAUCUGUACAUUAAAUGUCAGAUGCCAGAUCUUUAGCUGCCUUGUUAUUUGAAGCCAUAUGCAGUCACAUCUAUGCAAAUGUUUUUUUGAACCAUCCAGCAAUGAUUGUACAUAUUGUUCUUUUGUGGAUUUAUUUCAGCAGAUUUAAUAUAUUUAUUUUGGCUGCUUUAUUAACACAGUCAGUGUGGCUGUAGUUAGUUUGACCUUGUUAAUGUGUGUUGGUUGUAGGAAGGAGUGCCAAGACUUUUUAGUUCUGAGUAAAAUGUGUCAGUCUUACUUACUUUGGCUUCUAUGUUAGAUGAACAAAAUAUUUUCAAAGUGAGGUGUCAAAACAUCUAAGACAUUACUCAAUCUAGCUGGUUGGUUUUUAUUAAAGGAACAGUAUGUAACUAUGUGUAACACUGACAGCUAGUGGUUAAAAUGGGUACUAUAGUACACUUAAAAUACUGAAGAGGCACCAUCCAUCCAUCCAUCCAUUAUCUUUAAUUGCUUUUUCCAUGGUGCAUGCAUGGUGGGUUGGGAGCCUAUCCCAGCUGACUUUGGGUGAGAGGCGGGGUACAUCCUGGACAAGUCACCAGUUUAUAACAGGGCACACAGAGACACACAACCAUUCACACCUAGAGGCAUUUUAGAGUACACCUACACCAAUUAUGUCUGGCAAGGAUAAUUUCAAAAGACACACUGGCUGUAUUAUUGUUGUCAGGAAGAUUUUAGUUUUCCUCAUCUCUGCUGAUAUGGCAUGGUCAUUUUAUGAUUUCAUAUAGUACGUUACAUAUUGGGUUCCUUUAACAGUGAAUAUGUCUAGACAGUUGUGUGAUGAUGCAUUGGUGCCUCAUUUAGCCUUUUACUUCAUAUCAGAACAAAAUGUUGUGAUGCAUGUUCUGUGCUGUUUAUGAAAAGGUUAGCUUUUAUGACUAACCAGUGUUGUAAUAUUGAUUGAAUGUUAUUCAAACCCAUUGUAUUAAAUCUUAGGCUGCAAACAGUU
Molecule: messenger RNA, 5138 nt
Organism: Larimichthys crocea (large yellow croaker)
Lineage: Eukaryota; Metazoa; Chordata; Actinopteri; Sciaenidae
Gene: nlrx1
Product: NLR family member X1
Exons: 12
Coding region: 651-3593 (980 amino acids)
Molecular function (GO): protein binding
Source: RefSeq, a predicted model, not a curated record